UCUCAAACAACAGUCUCCGUCGAAAGUCUUCUGGCCCGCGAUGGCGUUAGUUCUAGAGCGACCACAUGCAUAAGGACCGGGUUGUUCCCAUUACAUAUCUUCAUUCUGCGCGCCAAUUUUAAGGCUGAUAGUGUAUCUGAAUUUCAGGAGUCAGUAACCCACUGCUUCGCGCCGCAUAUGAAACCUUCUAACAAGCCAUCUCCGUGGUUCUCAUUUCGCCCAACCAAGUCCCCAACUCAACUCCUUUAUUUUGAACUCAGAAUGCAGGUGCAUUUUCUUGGCAAAUUGAUAUUCCACCAAUUCGAGAACUCAUUUGAACCGAAACCCUGUUUAGUAUGUUCGUGCAUAGCGCCGACCCAACACCACGGUGGAUCGACAUGAUCUUCGUCUUCCCGAAUGCCACUGUAAAAGACCCAAAUGCGGCUUCUGGUAGACAUGGGUAGGGCUUUCAGUAAGUUAAUAUAAGGAGGACGAGUAUUCUCUCGACUUGAUUCCGUCUCUCUUGGUUUAUCAGACUACCUAUCACAAGUCUUCGUUCAUUCCUUUGAAGCCACCUUCAUCACACUCGUUCUUGCUUUCAUACUUGACUUGAAGUCAAUUCACAUUCGUUACCGCAAGUCGGCCUUCACGAACAGUCUAUAUUUCACGUAUCGCACAUAUAAGCAACCAAGUUCAAUAUGCCUUCUGCACUUAGAUCCAGCUUAUUGGCUGCCAUUGCCGGUGCCGUUUCUGUUUCUGCCCAUGGUCAUGUUACCACUGUGACUAUCGACGGCAAAUCCUAUACAGGAUUCGAUCCCACUUCUGCGCCUUACGCAACUCAGCCGGACAGUAUUACUUGGAGCAACGGGGCUACAGACAACGGCUUCGUGCUCUCGUCGGCGCUCCAAGACCCCGAUAUCAUCUGUCACUUGGACGCUACCAAUGCUGCUUUGUCUGCACCUGUCACCGCCGGUAGCAACGUCUCAAUCACCUGGAACCAAUGGCCGGAUUCUCAUAAGGGACCGGUUAUUGACUAUCUAGCGGACUGCGGUGGUAACUGCUCGAGUGUCGAUAAGACUACUCUCAAGUGGUUUAAGAUAGCGGAAGCAGGUCAGCUCACGCUGGGUGCCGGCAGUGGUACAACCGGCAAGUGGGCCGAUGAUUUAAUAAUCGAGGACAGCCUUACUUGGCAGGUUACUAUUCCCAGCGCCCUUAAGUCUGGAAACUACGUUCUUCGCCACGAAAUCAUUGCUCUACAUGAGGGUGGCACUGAAGGAAAGGCGCAGAUGUAUCCUCAGUGUAUCAACCUCCAGGUUUCUGGGUCCGGUACUCAGUCACCGGAUGGCGUCGUCGGUACACAGCUUUACACCUCUACCGACCCCGGAAUCUUACACAACAUCUACAAUGACGAAAAGCUUACGUCGGUUUCUGAUUACGUGAUUCCCGGACCUGCUUUAGUGAAGUUUGAUGGAUCAUCGUCCAGCAACGGUGGUGCUUCUUCUUCGUCUGCUGCUUCGGCUCAACCCACCACCACCGCUCCUACUGCUACUUCUGCUGCCACUUCUGCUGCCACUUCUUCUAUCGCUACUUCUAGCGCUAGUAGCACUUCUACUGCUGCCGCCAACACUCAGCCGGCUGCCAGCUCACCUGCUGCUUCUUCAACGCCGAAGAAGACUUGCUCCAGCAAGCGUCAUGCUCGGCGCCACGCUCGUCAGCUCAAGAGCCUGUAAGAAGGAGAAUUGAAUUAUACUAGGGAUCAAUCAAGUAGGUGGUGGUUAGGGUUUUAAUUCGCUGUAUAUAUAGGAUGAACUCAAUAUUAUAGUGAAAUUACGAGAUCUUGAGAUAGUAUCAUAAAUAAACUGAAAAUGAAGCAGCUCGUAUAA
This is a messenger RNA of Daldinia vernicosa, 1862 nucleotides long. RefSeq names its product lytic polysaccharide monooxygenase. The transcript has a single exon. The coding region runs from base 678 to 1709 and encodes 343 amino acids. Lineage: Eukaryota; Fungi; Ascomycota; Sordariomycetes; Xylariales; Hypoxylaceae. The record is from RefSeq and is a predicted model, not a curated record.